Messenger RNA from Nezara viridula (southern green stink bug), 285 nucleotides. NCBI's taxonomy places the organism in Eukaryota, Metazoa, Arthropoda, Insecta, Hemiptera, Pentatomidae. The record is from the annotation of a GenBank genome assembly.
AUGGGGAUCGCCAAGUGCCCGUACGAUCCGGCGGACAACAGCACCGCGGUCUGGGUCGAGAAGGGAAACCCCGGAGGUCUUCCGGCUCUGUACUCAGGAACCAACGCGGAGUUCACCAAGGCCGACACCGUCAUCUUCAGGACCGACCUCCACAACUUCACCACCGGCAAGAAGGAGUUCGCCUUCAAGAGGACCAUGAAGAACUACUUUCUUUAUGGCGGUGGGAUAUUACGAGGCGGAGCCCCGGGCGGGAUCCAGAUCUACAAGAGUUCGAUCGUGAAUUAA